Molecule: messenger RNA, 1133 nt
Organism: Ilex paraguariensis (yerba mate)
Lineage: Eukaryota; Viridiplantae; Streptophyta; Magnoliopsida; Aquifoliales; Aquifoliaceae
Source: the annotation of a GenBank genome assembly
AAGCAGCCAAAGAAGACCACACAUAUUGCUUUCCUUCUCUCUGAAACUCCAGCUCUCAACUGGACCCAACAAAGCAACUUUGUUCAUCCAAUUUCUGUGUGCCCAUUUGCUUUCUAUUCUCUCUCUUAAAUCAUAAAUUGUAGAGAGAGAGAGGGAGGGAGAGAGGGAGAGGAGAGAGAGAGAGAGAGAGAGAGAGAGAGAGAAAUUCCCAAAAGAAGAAGACAGUUAAAAGGCCCUGUUAUGGCAUGCUUUGUGCCUUUUAAUGAUAGAAAUUUAGAUAUAAGCUUUUUUGUGUUUAGGCCAACUGUUGUACUUGAGGAUGAUCUUGUGAAGGCCUUAAAACACUUCUCUUUAUGCACCGAGACUCUUGGCUGUGUUCACAGUGCUGUAUUUAGGAGUAUUCAUGGGAAUAUGAUCAUAUGGUAUGGAGCAUGGAUUAAGAGGUCUAGUGAGAACAAGGAGUUACUCAAUGCAGCCCUUAUAUCAAUGUUGGCCGAUGUAUCAAGCAUGGCUAUCUUAAUUGAUCAUAGCUUCUUUGAUGCAUAUGGUGGAGAAUCAAGAGAUGGCUCACCAGCAGCAAAAUUUUUCCCCGGCGACACGAUUUCGAUGCAUUCAGGAACCAUUACUGCUGAUACCAUGAAUCAAACUGACUUCUCCUAUGCAUGCUUAGCCAUAUUCAAAUCGCGUUUCGUAAAACUGGAAGGUGCAUCAGCUGGAGUGUGCUUAAAAUGCCGUAGUAGGCCAAGAGUGGUGACUCUUUUGGUGUGGAAAUCUCUCCAUUCCUGCUACUCUUGGAUUCUAAAUUCCGAUUAUCGGAACACUUUUCUUCCCUAUCUUGAUGGCUUCUCUGUUGAUGUCAAGUAUGACAUUUUCAGGGUUGUUUUUGUUAGUAGUGACAAUGUACUGAACUUUCAGUACUACCCUCCUCAUCAGAUGUUGGAAAAUGUGGUAGAAAGUAAAGGAAACUAGGUUUAAAGAGAGAGAGAGAGAGAGAGAGAGAGAGCUAAAGGGUGGUGAAUCAAAUUGAUUUGCAACAAGUUUUGUUAUAUGAAUUAGAUGUGUUAUAGAUAGCCCCUGAAUAUUUGUUCAGAAUUGAUUUGAAUUCUAUCUAAAUGUUCAUAUUGUAUACAGAA